Pundamilia nyererei is the source of this 2087-nucleotide messenger RNA. RefSeq names its product g6f-like (gene g6fl). Gene Ontology annotation, molecular function: protein tyrosine kinase binding; MHC class II protein binding. The transcript has 10 exons. Gene Ontology annotation, cellular component: external side of plasma membrane; membrane raft. Gene Ontology annotation, biological process: interleukin-15-mediated signaling pathway; T cell activation; positive regulation of ERK1 and ERK2 cascade. The record is from RefSeq and is a predicted model, not a curated record. Lineage: Eukaryota; Metazoa; Chordata; Actinopteri; Cichliformes; Cichlidae. The coding region runs from base 136 to 1875 and encodes 579 amino acids.
UCAGGCAAACCAAUAAUAUUGGAGGAUGCAGAAAAAUACUUCUUGCUGUUCCGAAGAAGAGUAAGAAAGGUCACAGUGUCAAAGACAGAGACAACUGGUGCAGUGAGAGUGGUUUUUCUUUUCUUUAAAUCUGUGAUGGAGGUUGGUUUUCUCACCUUUAUUCUUGCUUCCUUAUCUGUGGUAUAUUCUUGUCGCGUCGGCAUCACAGAUUGGAACAAUGUUGUGGUGGUCAGAGAAGGAAUGCUUACCACUUUGAUCUGCAAUGACACAGGUGUGAGAGGGCCUGUGACCAUUAACUGGAAGGUGAAGCUAUUUUGUACAAAUGAGUGGAAACUGAUCAUGUUAGCCAGUGCAAAUGAAAGGAUCUCUGGAAGUGCCUUGAAGCCAUCCAUGCAACUGACUGACUCUAACUUUAAAGACAGUGGGGUUUUCUCACUGUCUUUAAAGCCUGAAGCAGCAGACAUUGGUUUCUACUCAUGCUUGAUACGACAACAAGAGAAGAUACUUAAGGAGGAGAUUAUCCUUUUAGUCAUCCUUACAGUCAGCGUCGUCCCCGAUGUACCCAUUCCUCAGUACAGCACCCUGCGACUGAUUGCCAGCGUCACUCCUGACUUUGCCUUCACAAAGGUCACCUGGGCAGGACCUGGUGAUAUUACACUGAAGAGCGAAAAAAAGUCAAAGACCAACACUGUGGCCAAACUACCACAAGUUCUGAACAACGAUGAUGGUGCUUAUGUCUGUAUAGUUUACCCCCGGGGUAACAGCAGCAGCCGUCUCUUUGCUUUCAAUGUGGAUGUAACAGUUUCUGCUGACAAAGUGGCCUCAUUCACCAAUAUAACACAUGGUCCUCUGAUCUCCACUGCCAUUCAGGCUCACACAUCCUUCCUCUUAACCUGUCCUGGUGUUGUGGGGGACUAUGUGCAGGUGCACUGGGUUCCUCCAGACACCAGAAAUCAAAAUAAUACGAAGAAGGUGUUCGAUUACGACCGUUGGAGGGGUACUCUAAUGACUAAUCAAAACGAGAAACUACAGAUGGCUCGUCUACCCUACAACCCAGAGGCUGGGAGCUUUUCCUUUCUGCUUACUCCUGACUUGAAAGAUGGUGGCCUCUACGUCUGUGAAGUCUUGCUCAAUGACAACGUUUUCAGCCAGAGGACGUCGCUCAGCGUGCUGAAAGUUAAAAUCAAGAAAUAUUCCUCAAAGAUGGAGUUGAUCUGCCUCUACUCGGAGCGGUCCCAGGUCCGAAAAGUCGAGUGGAAGCAUCACAACGCGAGUCGAAAGCUAAAGAUGUCAAGCAGCAGCCUUGGCAGCAACACCACCAGUCUGCCCUUGCCCAUCACCUCUGACAUAGCAGGAAACUACACCUGCGUUCUCCACCUGAAAAAUGGGCAGGCCAUUCAGGCAACACAAGCUAUCACAGUGUCUCCAAAGGUUGUGCAGAAUUUGUCCAAAGAGAGUGUCGAUGACACCACCUCCUCCCCGCGCCCUUCUCUCACUGCUUUAUUACUCCUGGUGCCCCUGGUUGCCGCAGCUGUCGGUGUGUUGCUAUGGAGACAGAGACACAUUUCUGAUCGCGGUAUCGAGCAGUCUCUGUCUGUCCACUCGGGUGAAGCAGAGAACAUCUAUGAGAAUCCUGAAGAUAUUAGACAGGCCCCUCCCCAGGGUCCAGUCUACAUGAUACGAGCAGUGUCAAAGCUGAUCACCUACCCACAUCUCCCCCGUAUCCAGCUGUCACAUCCGCUCAGCUCCCAGCUGCUGCAGAAGGCCUUUUUAAACACAAGUAACAGCCAAAUGUCAGAGUUUGGAUUUAAAGAAAAACUUCAGUGCUUUAGGGACAUGCUACACAAUUGUUUAAAUGUUUUUACUCUAUUCUAAGCUAUUGUCAAGUAGUAAAGUUAAAGCAUUCUUUACUUAAAAUGCUUCAAAACCGGUCACCCAUGUAUAGCAGUUGAUACAGUACCCUACUUCUGUAUGUCAAAUGAUCUUUUCAUGAGUUUCCUUGCUGUCAGUCAUAUUUGCUGUUAUCCAAUUUUAUAAUCUUCUGCAAAUAAUAUAUGUACCAAUAAUUUUAUUUUAAUUAAUAUGUA